AUGUCUCGCCCAGACACUUCGCUGGACAGCAGUGAGAAGGACAGGAGCGCGCCGCUGGAUCAUCCCAAUUCUGACCAGUCCACCACCGAAACGAGGUUUUCAGAAAACAACAACAAUAUCGAAGAUAAGAAACAAGAUGUCGAAGGAAGAAUACCUACCAGUGCUGCCUCCACUGCCGUAGCUACCGCCGAGCACGACCUGUACGAACCCUACGAUAACGGCUACCACUUCCCACCCGCACACACCAAGACGCAGUCGACGAAGAUAGGUGCAAAGGCGUUUUGGAAUUACACCUGCACACCGCUCGGCUUUUUCGUCGUCCUCUACGGCUUGAAUGUGGUGGCUUGGGGUGGUAUGCUGUUCUUGCUACUCUGCAAUGCUUCGCCGGCCAUGUGUUACCCGACAUGUAAUGACAUCAAUUCUCCCCGCCGCAAAUGGAUCGAAUGGGAUUCGCAGAUCUUGAACGCUCUGUUCUGCGUUACAGGUUUCGGAUUGGCACCGUGGAGAUUUCGCGACCUGUACUUCUUGAUGCAAUAUCGCAUUCUGAACAAACCCGAAGCCCUCGGCCGGCUUGCGGGUAUUCAUCGCGGAUGGUUUCGAUUGCCUGGCUCUGACCAACUCCCUAUCCACAUCGGCCCCGAGAACGUCGCUGAACUGGCAAACGAACGGCCAGUGUUGCAUAUUCCGCACCCAGAGAAGGCCAUUCCAAACGCGCCCCUCACAGGUGUUCGGGCCCCUCCCACACCAAUUUGGAAAAUGGACUUUGUUGUCUGGUUCAACGUGUGGAAUACAUUUCUGCAGUGCGUCCUCUCCGGCUUCAUGUGGGGAAUGAACAGGUACGACCGACCCAGCUGGUCGACGGGCCUUUUUGUUGCGCUCGCCUGUCUGGCGGCUGCGAUUGGGGGCUUGAUGAUGUUUUUUGAGGGCAAGAAGGUUAAGAGCAUUGAAGGAGUGCCGCUAAGCAGAGAAGACGAGGAGCGUCUGGCAAAAGACAAGGAGAUGGGGGUCCAACAUUACAAUAACAUUAAGGACAAGAAGCCCAAGGAAAAGAAAUAG
Molecule: messenger RNA, 1056 nt
Organism: Colletotrichum orchidophilum
Lineage: Eukaryota; Fungi; Ascomycota; Sordariomycetes; Glomerellales; Glomerellaceae
Exons: 1
Coding region: 1-1056 (351 amino acids)
Source: RefSeq, a predicted model, not a curated record